Molecule: messenger RNA, 8796 nt
Organism: Megalops cyprinoides (Indo-Pacific tarpon)
Lineage: Eukaryota; Metazoa; Chordata; Actinopteri; Elopiformes; Megalopidae
Product: meiosis regulator and mRNA stability factor 1
Exons: 27
Coding region: 228-5537 (1769 amino acids)
Biological process (GO): post-transcriptional gene silencing
Cellular component (GO): peroxisome; cytoplasm
Molecular function (GO): mRNA base-pairing post-transcriptional repressor activity; RNA nuclease activity; CCR4-NOT complex binding
Source: RefSeq, a predicted model, not a curated record
AAUGAUGAAUGUUGUUUUGCGGAAAGGGAAUGACCGUUAGAGAGGGGGGAGUUUGGAUAUUUAAUCUGACGGAACGGGAGGCCCAAACAACAACGAGAAAGUUAUAGCAGAUAAGAUUAAUAACAAGUUAACUAGAUAAUACCCCUUAAGGGAAUGGUGUAAAAAGCGCAAGGGAAGCAUGAGAGAGAAGACAGACGGGAGAAUGGUGAAGGCCCCCGCAAGAUUGUAUGAUGGAAGGUUUGGGAAAGGAAAGUUCCUUUUGCAGUUCUAGACCCUUCCAAUGGUUCGACCACGCAGAGAAUGAAGCCCCCUCCAGGUGGAAACUCUCCGAUUGCUUUUCUUCCUUUGAACAAACCACCCCUCUUGCAGAGAAACAGACAGAUUACAUGGAAAGCAGAAAGCCUGUGCUAGACCUGAAGGAUGUUCCCCCUCCACCCCCACACCAUGCAGCCUCCAAACCCUUUCCCCUCGCUCCCCUCGCUCCCCUCCCCAACCCCCCUCCUUGCCUCCAGACGCAGCCGCAAGAACCCCUGCAGCAGCAGCAGCAGCAGCCGGGCGGCCCCAAUGUAAGCGUGUGCACUCGCUGCGACGGGAGCCUCCAGCUCCAGCGCGGCGCUGACCUCCAGCACAGCAGGGCCCUGGGUUGUGGUGGUGUCGGUGGUAGUGGUGUUCCCCUACACUUCCCCAAACCUCUCGAGAUCCCGAACAGCAGGCUCGCGUGCCAGGCGGGCCCUGCCCUGCACCCUCCGUUCGCCCAGGUUCGCAGCUCGGGGAGCUGCGACCUCCGGCUGCCCUCGGUGGCCACCUCGCAGCCCCUCGCGUCUCACCAGCACCUGCCUUGCUGCUCUGGGCCGCUGCGACCGCUGCAGUCUUUCCCUCCAGUUCCUCUGACCUGUAGUCAGGCCAAACUCCUCCCCUCUGCUCCCUCUGUCCCCGCCUCCCUGCAUGGGGGGUGCUUAGUCUCCUCUGGGUAUUACCCCUGCAGUGUGGAUUACACCCCUGGAGCCAGAGGGGACCAGUACUUCCCAACACGUGGUGACCUCUCCUCCUCCUCGUCACAUGUUUGCACCAAUCCUUUGCACCUAAAUGUUGAACACACAGUUUGUCUGAAGGGCAUGCACUACUGCAGAGAAUGUUUGCGAAAGCCUGGCAGAGAGCUGGUCUCAGACACGGAAAAACUGUGGCCCAGCAUGCCACAGCUGCCUGCCCAGUCUGUCCCUAUGUGCAAUGGCUGUGGGGUCCCUGGAACAUCUGCCGAUGGGGUGCUGCUGCUGGGAGCCAACCUGAGUAAACCCAGCCAGAAACACGGAUCCCCCGAGAGCAGUGGGCAGGAGAACCUGCCCCCUGUUGGCGUGUUCUGGGACAUUGAAAACUGCUCUGUGCCUAGUGGUCGGUCCGCUGUUGCUGUCGUGCAGAGAAUCCGCAGCCGUUUCUUCCAGGGUCACCGGGAGGCAGAGUUCAUCUGCGUCUGUGACAUCAGCAAGGAGAACAAAGAGGUCAUCCAGGAGCUCAACAACUGCCAGGUGACGGUGGCCCACAUCAAUGCUACCGCCAAGAACGCUGCGGAUGACAAGCUGAGGCAGAGCCUGCGACGCUUCGCCGAGACGCACACGGCCCCCGCCACCGUCGUUCUCGUUUCCUCUGAUGUGAACUUUGCGAGCGAGCUGAGUGACCUCCGUCACAGGCACGGCUUCCAGGUUAUCCUGGUGCACAAGAACCAGGCGUCCGAGGCCCUGCUGCAGCACGCUCACCAGCACGUUGCCUUCGAGGAUUUUGUCUCCGAUCUACCUCCCAGAAUGCCUGUGAAACAGCAGCCUUGUUUGAACCUGCUAUAUGUCUACAACCUCCCCACCAACCGGGAUGGGAAGAGCGUGAGCAACAGGCUGCGGCGCCUGUCGGAUAACUGCGGGGGGAAGGUGCUGAGCAUGUCCACUGGCUGCGCCGUGCUGCGCUUCGGCAGCCAGGACGCCGCCGAGCGGGCCCGCAAGCGCAUGGAGAACGAGGACGUCUUUGGCAACCGAAUCAGCGUGUCGUUCUGCCCGCGGCCCAAAGAGGGGCCGGCGGGCGACGCGGCCAAGCUGCCGGCGCCCUCCUCCUUCCUCCCCGUGGAGAAGCCCCGCUCUCCCCGGCGCUCGGGGCGCACGGUCCGGCUCUGCCAGGGCGGCCGUGACGCCGCCGCCGCCGCCGAGCACGCCUUCAGCCCCAGGAAGGGCGGCUGUGCCGUCAACGGCCCUGCGGUGAAGAGCCUACAGGAGUUGUGCAGCCUGGAACCGAAGACCAGCUUCCAUCCGGAAAAGAAGAACCGCGGUGACACCUCGUCCCCGCACAGCAACAGCGAAAGCGCACACCAGCCCUCCUCCAAACUCGGGGCUGCUGCUGAGUCCGUGUACCGUGACAGGAGGAGGGACUGCUCAACGCCCCGCAGCAUGUCUGACUCCCCUGUGGAUAGGACAGACAGGAGCGUGGGGGAGUUCCAGGUCAGCACACCCUCUGCCUUCAGCAAGAUCAGCCUGCAGAGAACCUUCAGCCCCCUCGUCCUCUCCCAGGGCUCAUGGUCCUCCCGGAGCGGAUCCCCCUGCCUGUCCAACCGCUCCUCCCCCCUGAUGCCCCCCACCCGCAGCCCCUGCCCAGACGCCCCCUCAGAGCCCUUCUCCAACGGGGCAGACAUCCAAGUGGCCAACCUGGACUACAGGAUGUCCCGAAAGGAGCUGCAGCAGAUCCUGCAAGACGCCUUCUCUAAGCACGGACGGGUGAGGAGUGUGGAGCUUAGCCCCCACACAGACUACCAGCUGAGGGCCACUGUGCAGAUGUGCUCCCUACAGCAGGCCAUUAGCGCGGUCAGCAGGUUGCACCGUUACAAGAUCGGGGGGAAGCGUAUCCACGUUUCCCUCAUCACAGGUGCUAACAACAAGACUCUAACACACCUAAGCUCAGAAAUUAUAAGCAUUCUUCAGGACGCACCAGCCUGCUGCCUGCCCCUGUUUAAGUUCACUGAAAUAUAUGAGAAAAAGUUCGGUCACAAGCUGGCAGUGAGCGACCUGUACAAGCUGACCGAGGUGGUGGCAGUGCGGGACCAGGGCAGCAGCCGAUUGGUGUGCCUCCUGCCCAGCAGUCAGGCACGCCAGAGCCCCCUGGGGUCUUCCCAAUCGCACGACGGCUCCUCAGCCAGCUGCAGCCCCGUGGUGUUCGAGGAGCUGGAGUACCACGAACCUGUGUGCAAGCACCACUACACCCAGAACACCUUCAGUGAGUCAGACUUUGACCCAGAUUCCUACAAGAUCCCGUUUGUGGUGCUGUCCCUCAAGGCGUUUGCUGCCCAGGUGCACAGUCUGCUGCAGACUCACGAAGGCACAGUGCCCCUGCUCAGUUUCCCAGAGUGCUAUGCAGCCGAGUUCAGUCCACUGAAGCUGGGAGAGGAGGGCGAGGUGGAGGGGGCUGUCCCUCUGGAGCACCUAAUUACCUGCAUCCCAGGCAUCAACAUUGUCACGGCACAGAACGGCUUCAAAGUCAUCAAGUGGAUCCACAACAAGCCCCCGCCACCGAAUGCAGACCCCUGGGUGCAGCGCUGCAAGAGCCCUGUGGGGAACCCGCAGCUCAUCCAGUUCAGCAGAGAGAUCAUCGACCUGAUGAAGAGCCAGCCCUGCUGCAUCAUGCCCAUCAACAAGUUCAUCCCCUCCUACCACCACCACUUUGCCAAGCAGUGCCGCGUCUCGGACUACGGCUACUCCAAGCUGCUGGAGCUGCUGGAGGCCGUGCCUCACGUCCUGCAGAUCCUGGGAAUGGGCUCUAAGCGAUUGCUGACCCUCACUCACCGUGCCCAGGUGAAGCGCUUCACACAAGACCUGCUCAAACUGCUUAAGUUCCAAGUCAGCAAGCAGGUGGUCAUCCAGGACUUUAUGCAGGCCUACCACUGGUGCUUCUCCAGGGACUGGAGAGUUAUUGAGUACGGGAUGUGUGACCUGAUGGACCUGCUGGCCGAGAUUCCGGACACUACUAUCACCAUUACACAGCAAAACACCGACACGCUCAUCUCCAUUCCCAAAAGAGAGAGAACUCCUGAGGAGAUGGAGAGAACCAAGCAGUUUGCCAAGGAGGUGGUGGACCUCCUGCGCCACCAGCCCCACUGCCGCAUGUCCUUCAGCAAGUUCAUCCCGUCAUAUCACCACCACUUCGGCCGGCAGUGCAAGCUAACCUACUAUGGCUUCACCAAGCUGAUGGAGCUCUUUGAAGCCAUUCCUGAAGUGCUGCAGGUGCUGGAGUGCGGGGAGGAGAAGAUCCUGACCCUGACAGAGAUGGAGAAGCUGAAAGCUCUGGCUGCGCAGUUUGUGAAGCUGCUGCGCUCCCAGAAGGACAACAGCCUGCCCAUGAGCGAGCUGCUGACUGAGUACAGCAAGACCUUCGGCUACGGCCUGAGGCUGCAGGACUUUGAUGUCAGCUCCGUGCCGGCGCUGCUGCAGAAGCUUUGCCACGUUGUCAAGGUGGUGGAUGGACCCGAUGGCCGUGAGGUUCAGCUGAUCAACCGGAAGUCCUUGCGCUCGCUGACGACUCAGCUGCUGGCCCUGCUUAUGUCCCUGCCGGAUGGGAAGGACUCGCUGACCGUGGAAGAGCUCAGCCAGCAGUACGAGGCCGUCCACUCCGCCCCGCUCAACCCCUGCGAGUACGGCUUCGUCUCCCUCAGCGAGCUGCUGAAGAGUCUGCCGUACCUUGUAGAGCUGUCUGAGAGCGAGGGAGGCGGCGGGGAGGAGCAGGUGCGGCUGACCCGGCUCUACCAGUUCGCCCGCAGCGUCCGAGCGCUGCUGCUCACUUACCACUACAACCAGAUCUUCCUGACCGAGUUCUCCGGGGCCUUCAGCAAGUACACGGGCCGGGGGCUGCAGCCGCGCUCUUACGGCUACAGCACCGUCGACGAGCUGCUGGGGGCCAUCCCGCAGGUAGUCUGGAUUAAAGGUCACGGACACAAGAAGAUCAUUGUUCUGAAGAACGACAUGAAAGGUAGUGACAAGGGAGGAUUGAGUGCAAGGACAAGCCCAGUCACAACAGAAAGCCCCCAGCCAGAGAGGGAAGGCAGCGGGAGUCCUUGUAGUGCCACAGAACCAAGAGCACAGAGCCCAGCUGGCAGUGGGACAGAGACAGAGCUCCUGUGCCUGAGCUCAGGCUCACCUGUGGACCUCCUCUGUGGGCCGGUCCCAUCCUGCCUGCCCUCCCCCCAGCUGCACCCCGACCCUGUCCUGCCACAGCAGACCGACCUGAUCCGCUUUGAGGAGCAGCCCGCAACUCCCUUAGAGAGUGAGAAGCCGGAUGCAGUCUCUGCCGCUCCUGACGUCUGCGAAGGCAUCCAGGGCCUCAAGGACCCCGUCGCUUCCCCAGCCAGGGCUGCCCAGCUGCCACCUGCGGAGGUCCCGAGCGUGGGAAGCAAGCAGCCGCAGCCCCCCGCCCUCAAAGCCGCCGUGGCCACCGACAGCCCCAGCAGGAGGGCGUCUCGAAACAGAGUGAAGCUGGCAGCCAACUUCUCUUUCGCCCCCGUCACUCGCCUCUGAGGCUCUUCCCGUCCCCCAGCCCCCCCCAGGCACACAGACGCAGGGAAUGUUUUGGCAGCAUUCGGCCUUUCAGUUGCCACUUUUUUCUAUCCAAUUUAAUCUUCAAACUUAUUCUGUGCUUUGCCAACUGUGUUGCUAUAUAUAUCUUUUGCAUUUUCUUUAAGUAGUCAUACACUGUGUUGUCUUUUUUUGUUUUUUUACAUCAAGCUGUCAACUUCAUCUCGGCACUCUGGUAUUGUGAAUUUCAUGCAAGGAUGCAAAUUUUCAGUUUUCAAGUUGCUUUCUGUUGGGUCAUCGAAUAAGCAAUAUGAAUUGUCACAUUUGGUUCCAUAAUGAACUUUCUAUUGUUUUAAACCAUGUUGUUGUUCAAUGAAAUGCUGAAGGAAACUGGAAAAACCAGUGGCAAAAGUUAAAGAAGUAGUACAGUCGAGUCAGUUGAAGCUGCACAUAGAAGGGAAUCAUGAACUUACAAAUAGCAACGCUAUAGAGAAUGGGCUUUUUUAACGUCUUACACAUACAGAGAUGAAACCACUGAUGUGUUCUGGUUGUGUUGUUUAGGGGCCUGGUGAGUAAUGCUAGAUGGCAUCAAACCGAUAUUAAAAUAUUCUCAUCUCUAAUUUAUAACUAUUAUCCCGCUAUUGGUAGAGCUCAGCAAGACAAUAGAAUAUACAAUAGCAGACUGAGUCAUAGCAGCGGUAACUCAGAACAAGAUUAUAUUCAUAAGGUAUUUAAAACGGAGCACAAAUAUAAGUAUUAAGAUUGUUUUAAAAACAGGCGUGCCCCCUUCUGUUAGAACCUUUUUUUCCCUUCGGCUUACAAUGGAGCACUGAUCAGUAUUCAUUUUUUUACUCUAGAAUUCUUUAGAGUCCAACAUCUUUUUCCUCUGAUUUGUUAUUCAUUUAAUUAUUGGGGAAAAAAAACAUUCAUUAUAAGGUGUUUUGUUAAGCCUUCAUCUUAUGUCAUCUGGUUUAUCAGUGCAGCCUUUUAUGUAAAUCAGGAUGCAUGAAACCAGCUGGCGUUACCUUUUGAGUACGUUAAAUUUUGACUCUGGACGGCAGUCUUCGACGGACACGGCUUGCUGAUGAAUCCUGCGUCAGGGUAUUGUAACUGCUGGCUGUUGCAGUCAAUUGCGCUCUGAGAUGUGGGAUAACGCUGAGGCGUCACGAAUGUUGUGCCCAAGCUCUGAGGCGGAGCCCUGCCUUGAUGAGGCCGGCUGUGUGUCUCAGGAAAAGGCAGGCCUUUUAGCCUGUGGGGUCUGAACCCAGCAGCCUGCGUUCGCUGCGGCAGCCCCAACGGACGCCUUCUGGCUCUCCGUUAGUAGCUAUGAGCCGAGCACAAACAUAGUACUAUCUUUGUUUUUUGAGAGGUGUAGACGGGGACUGCGGUUGACACUUUGGGGCGUUGUGAAAUAUGCAUGUAAUGCAUAAAUCAGUUUAUGCAUGAUCAAAACAAAGGGUAGGAGUGAUGUUGGUAAACCGCAUUUUUUUAAUUAGCUUUGAGGGCCAUUUCCACUGUACUUGACACCGACAAGGGAUUGUAUGCAUCUCCUUUAUGGUUCCUGUGGAAAUGUCAAGGUUGUUUGCUUUAACCUUGUUGGUUUGUCUCUUUUUUAACAGAGCAAAAAAGCAAGAAAUUACCUUUUUGUGUUGGUGUUAGUAAUGCUUGAUUUGUAGAGGAGCUAAGCGCUCGCUCAUUUUAUUUCUGACAAUAAAAUGGUAGGUGUUUUUAGCACUGUGGUUUGAGCAGAGUGGAGCUGGAAAGCAAGUGCCUGAAUUGGAACACCACCCGGGGUCUCAGGGGCCCCAGGGAGCAGAGGGACAGACAGAGGCCUUCAGAGGUUCUCUGAACAGAGCCUGGCUUUUACAAUGGCUUGUAUCAGCCACGGCACACGCAAGAGUGACUGGCACAAUUCUCGGUCUCAUGCCCGUGUGGUUCGUAGAUUUUACUUGUGAGGUUAUCUUGUCUUUUUUUGUGAAACCAAAGGUGUAUCCUGCAUGUUGGAGUGUUGAUUGCAAUGUGCGAAGCAGUUGCCUAGUGCUCCUGAUGAUAUGCAGGACUGGAGAAAUGGGCUGUAAGUGAUGAGGAAAAGUGUGGUGGAGUCUAAAAGAAGAUUGACAUCCUUCUCUUAACUAUUUGAAUGCUGGGAAUGCAGCUUAAAUCAGAAAUGGGCAAAAGCCCAUGAGGCCCCUUCUCUUCAUGGAAAGGGUUGUGUCCUGUUCCAUUUCUUUUCCUUUUUUCCCCUUCAUUUCAGAUUUAUGUGUGAUUGUGUCCUGGUAGGUGUAUCAUACUUCAGUUUGUGACUCAAGAUUUCUUGAAGUGUUCCAAGGCUAGAUGUUAGAUGAUGACUGAAUGUUAUGAGUUGGGGGAAGAAAUCUCCCUGAAAUUUGUUUGGAUUCCAAGUGAUUCCUGUCAUCUGGGGUAUUGGAUGGCAAAUUAAACCAGAUGAGAGUAUAGAGAUCUUCAGAUAUUUAGUUAAUUAUUUAAAAAAUUUUAAGACCAGCUUUUAAUUAGUGUCAAGAAACCCUGUACCUUAAUUUUUCUGAGUGUGACAGUCAUUAUAGAGCAGAGACAAAAAAUAAGUAAAUAAAAAAACACAAGUUGCCAAAAAUGAUGCAUCUAAACAUUUAGCUGACUACUCAGUACAUUUUCGACAAGGUAAAAGCUGUGUACUUGGACACAUGAAUUAUCAAGCCCUCAAAGUGCAGUUUCAGCUUACUCAAAAUAAAUGAUUUUACAAUGUGUGCUUCCAUCGGAGGAAAGCUCGAGGUACUGUGUGUAUGCACAUUUGCAUAAUUUAGGUUGAUUCAUUUAGUAAAAUCCUGUGUUGUGGUUUCUUGAAUGAAUAGUGAAACAUCUGUGUUUGAGACCCGGAAGGCCUGCUGUUUUUUCCCCCCAGAAUUACUGUGUUUAGAUGUUGGUUUGUAUGUACCUGCUUCUCCGCUGUGGGGUCAGGGAUCCCUCAGUGCCCCACAGUUGAGCACGCAUGUUGGCGCUUUGGUUUGCACUUUUGUUCGGUACUGCUGUUGUCAGCAGAGCCCUGUUGUACUCAUCUGGAAGCCCUUCCAAACUACUGUUACUGUUUUUCCUGUAGAUGAACUUGUAGCUGCCCUGCACAUGAAGUUGAAGUUGGUGUACAUUUCUUUUCUUCCCUCCUCCUUCCCCAUAGAUGAGAAGUUGCUGUAGGAGUUUCAUUUUGUGAAGGGACCAAAUGAUUUAUGUUAAUAAAUCUCACAAUGAGCAUAACCUUGACUGUCUUGUU